UGCUAUUGUCAUCCUCUUCAAAACAGCCACAUUCCUUCAAGAAAAGAGGAAGAAGACUUUCAGGUUCGGAGGGUCAGAGCAUGUCUUUUGAGUUGAAAGACAAGAUGGAGGUACGCCUGGUGUUUCUGGGAGCAGGUGGAGUAGGAAAGACAGCCCUCAUUCAACGGUUCCUCAAAGACACCUUUGAGCCGAAGCACCGGCGUACGGUGGAGGAGCUCCACAGGAAGGAGUAUGAGGUGGGGGGCGUCAAAGUCACCAUCAACAUCAUGGACACCAGUGGAAGCUACUCCUUCCCAGCCAUGCGUAAGCUCUCCAUCCAGAACAGUGACGCCUUCGCUCUGGUCUACGCCGUGGAUGACCCCGAUUCCCUGGAGGCGGUCAAAAGUCUCAGAGAAGAGAUCCUGGAGGUCAAAGAAGACAAGCACACACCGAUCGUGGUGAUCGGCAAUAAGAGUGACCGCCACAGCGAGCGCCGGGUGUCCAGCGAGGACGUGCUGUCCACAGUGGAGGUGGACUGGAACCACAUCUUCCUGGAGUCCUCGGCCAAAGACGACGUCAACGUGAUGGAGGCUUUUAAGGAGCUGCUGCAGCACGCCAACCUGCCCAGUCGGCUGAGUCCGGCGCUGUGCAGGAGACGGGAAACCCUCCCCAAGGAGGGCAACAAACGGCCUCCCAUGAACAAGACCAACAGCUGCCUCCUCUCAUAGGAAUGAGGAGGAACAGAAGGGACAGACGAAAAACACUGACUUGCAGGUUCUCACUUACAGAGAUGCAACAAGAGGGAAACGAAGCAAGGGGCAUUAAACAUGUACUGAAAGACAAAAAAAAACCAAGCCGUUAAAUGUUCCCUCGUCCUUACAGCAGCUCAUUCGUGCCACAAGAUCGACAUUCGCUGAUAGAAACAAAACCCCCACUGACAGAGAGGAAUGUGGUUAGUCUGUUAUGGUUGAAAAUGUAAUGAAUACAUAAAGAAUGUUGUCAGCGUACGGGUCAGAUGUCACUCAAAGCUUCUGUUUUGACUUGAUGCUGUGAUACUUUACUUCAAAACAGAAAAGUCAUGUGCUGAAAGUGUUUUUGUAUCUUUGUGUGGUUGAACCGCUGUAGUUUUUGUAAUGUAUGUUGCAUAUGUUUGUUCACCAUGUCUCACAGCUCUUUAAAGCUUCAUUAGCAAAACCUCACAAAGUAUUUGGCAUUAAUGUGUGUUUUUCCUUCUCUGCAUCUUUAACCCUUUAUUGGUCACUUGAUGAUGAACUUGGAAUAAAAAAUUCAAAACUGCAGAGUUUUUGAAGAAUGUUAAAGGACUUGUUUACUUUUAUUAUUUUGUGUUUUGAAGAUUUUCUCUGCAUAAUUAUGCGUACUGGACCAAAUGCGGUUACUUGCCCAGUGCAACUUUGAAACCACUUUAUGUAGCAAUACAACUUCUGACCACAUGUGGGCAUGCAUCAACCACUGGCAUAAAACCAAGCACCAACCAUCUGACUUCCAGGUUGAGACUCAUAUGGGACUAAGAUUUGUUGCAGUUCCUCGACUGACCACUAGAGGCUGACUGCAAAAACUUGUGUUAAAAUGUCCAACUUUAGAGCAGUAAUAAACAUAUUUACAGGCUGGUUCAAAAAACCAUUUUUGUUUCAAUCAUUUGAUCUCACAUCCAUAACAACUCUGACGGGGGUGAAUUUUUUGUACCAGCC
Cololabis saira (Pacific saury) is the source of this 1688-nucleotide messenger RNA. RefSeq names its product ras-related protein Rap-1b-like. Gene Ontology annotation, molecular function: GTP binding; GTPase activity. The transcript has a single exon. The record is from RefSeq and is a predicted model, not a curated record. The coding region runs from base 81 to 707 and encodes 208 amino acids. NCBI's taxonomy places the organism in Eukaryota, Metazoa, Chordata, Actinopteri, Beloniformes, Belonidae.